Molecule: messenger RNA, 1095 nt
Organism: Mycena indigotica
Lineage: Eukaryota; Fungi; Basidiomycota; Agaricomycetes; Agaricales; Mycenaceae
Exons: 6
Coding region: 1-1095 (364 amino acids)
Biological process (GO): peptidyl-hypusine biosynthetic process
Cellular component (GO): cytoplasm
Molecular function (GO): deoxyhypusine synthase activity
Source: RefSeq, a predicted model, not a curated record
AUGGCUUCCGAGUCCUCCUCCUCAGUCCCGACAAGCACAUCCGCAGCCGUCCUUGCUCCUUCUGAAUCGAUUGACCCCAACACGUCCAUAUCAGUCCAGGGGCCAGAUUUCAGCUCUCCUCUUACUUUGCAGGCUUUUAUUCAAAGCUAUGAACGUAUCGGAUUCCAAGCAACCAGCCUCGGCAGAGCAAUCGAUGUGGUGAACAAAAUGCGUCAAUGGCGUCUUUCAGAUGACCCCGUUGGUCCCGACGAAUCCGACGACUACCUCGAUCCUACCGUUCGCGCAGAAACACGCUGCAAGGUCUUUCUAGGCUACACUUCCAAUCUCAUCUCUUCUGGCCUACGUGAGGUUAUUCUCCAUCUUGUGAAAAACAAGCAGGUCUCCGUACUGGUCACAACUGCUGGUGGAAUCGAAGAAGACUUGAUAAAAUGUCUUGGAAAGACCUACCUUGCAGACUUCAACCUCGACGGCGCCGAUCUACGCAAACGCGGGAUGAAUAGAAUUGGAAAUCUCGUGAUACCUAACGACAAUUACUGCAAGUUUGAAGACUGGCUUACUCCCAUACUCGACACUAUGUUAGCUGAACAGCAGCAGAGCGGUCAGGUUUGGACACCGAGCAGCUUUAUCCAUCGCCUCGGGAAAGAGAUUAACAACGAAGAAUCGGUGUACUAUUGGGCCUAUAAAAACAACAUUCCUGUUUUCUCCCCUGCGCUGACCGAUGGCUCGUUGGGGGACAUGAUAUACUUCCAUUCGUUCCGCUCUCCCGGUCUCAUCAUCGACAUUGUGCGUGACAUUCGUGAAAUCAACGAGAUUUCGCGCAAGGCAAAGAAAGCUGGGAUGAUCGUCCUUGGAGGCGGAGUGUGCAAACACCAGAUAGCUAAUGCGAUGCUUAUGCGCAACGGGGCAGAUUAUUCGGUAUUCAUUAAUACGGGACAAGAGUUCGAUGGCUCGGACUCUGGAGCUCGUCCAGAUGAAGCUGUUUCGUGGGGUAAAAUUCGAGCAGGAGCUGAGGCAGUCAAGGUUUUUGCCGAUGCGACAUUGGUAUUCCCCAUGCUCGUUGCUGCCACUUUCGCCAAAGAUACGCAGCAAAUUUAG